Alternaria atra is the source of this 759-nucleotide messenger RNA. RefSeq lists its product as uncharacterized. The transcript is spliced from 5 exons. Gene Ontology annotation, molecular function: transmembrane monodehydroascorbate reductase activity. The record is from RefSeq and is a predicted model, not a curated record. Bases 1 to 759 code for a protein of 252 amino acids. Lineage: Eukaryota; Fungi; Ascomycota; Dothideomycetes; Pleosporales; Pleosporaceae.
AUGGCUUCUGCGACCGGGAUACCGCCAAAUGUCGCUGCGGCGCGCGGCCAGAGCGAAGAAGAGCCUCUUCUAGGCAGAAGGGGAGAUGCUAGCCAAACAUCUGGACAGGCGCUUUAUCAUAACCUGUGGAUUGGCACCGCUCCCAUUGCGCAAGCAGGCAUAUGGAUUCUAGCAGCCAUAAUCUGGGGAGCCAUCUUCUCCAACAAACUCAUCUUCUUCUCCGCGCAUCCACUCCUCAACUCCGCCGGCUUCCUCCUCGCCAUCCAAGCAGCACUCGUCCUUCAACCUACGCACACCCCCGAACAGAAGCGCUCCGGCACCCUUGCCCACUUCCUCUUCCACGUCGUGGGCGCAUCGGCGCUUACAGCCGGCCUUGUCAUCAUCGAGAUGAACAAAGCUGGACCAGGCCACGCACACUUCGAAUCCGCGCACGCGCGUCUCGGUCUUACCUUUUACAUUCUUGUGUACAUUCAGGCUAUUGUUGGCUUCACGCAGUACUAUGUGCCGCAGCUGUAUGGCAGUAUUGAUAACGCUAAGAGCGUGUACAAGUACCAUAGGAUGGCGGGCUAUUUCAUUGCGGUUCUGGGACUUGCGACCAUCUGCGCGGCGACGUGGACGACAUAUAACUUGAACUUGGCGCAUAUCCAGCAUUGGGCUGUUAUUGUGGCUAGUGUGUUGGUGCUUGUGGGUGUUGUGCCGAGGAUCAGGCUAAGUAAGUUUGGUUUUAAGACGGAGCAGGGUGAGGUGCGAUUGCAGUAG